GUAUAAGUCUGGCCAGCUCACGUCUCUCAGCUCAUUCAAACGUCUUCCAGACAGCGCGAUGUAUUCAGAGCUUGAGUGCGGAAUUUGUUACCAGACUUACAACGCGGGUCGGCGGUGUCCCCGGGAGCUCCAGUGCAAACACAGCUUCUGCGAGAACUGCCUGCUGGCCCUUUCACGACCUCCUCAGGGGGGACCCGAUGACGACGGGACGACAGCACGUCUGGGAGCUGACAAAUCCAUCGUCUGCCCGCUGUGUCGACACGUCACAUCCAUCCACGGAGACAGGCGGCUCCGGGUGGAGCUCAGAGUGGACGAGCGCGUCCUGGAGCGGCUGCUGACCGCGGGAGUCCUCGACCGGGAGGACGAUGACGACCAGGAGGAGGAGAGGAGGAGGAGGAGAGGAAGGUGUCGUUCAAGGCGGCCGUGACGUCACCGAGGAGGGACGCUCUCCGACAACCAGCCGAAGAGGGCGACUCCUCACCGGGCUCCAGAGGCGGAAGGCUCCGGAGGUCCUGGAGUAAAGUUUGGAGGAAGAUAAGCGGAAAGCAGUCACGGCAAAACUGUAUGAACAAUGAUGACAUGAAGCACCUCGCCAUGAUGUCCGCCUACAUGUUUUAAGGAGUCAACAGAUACCCUGGACAAUGUGACGCUGCAUCCUUUUUUUUUACAUGGCUCAGUGGACCAAAAAACGCAACACGGCCUUACUUGGCAAGACACAUCACCGUGAUUUAACUUGUCUUUACAGCCUUGUGUUGGCUUGUUCAAACUAUGUGUGAAAAAAGGAAAACCUGUGAAUCUCAAAAUGGCCUAUUUUACACAGAUACUCGCACUUUUAUGUAGCCUAUUAUAUUUAUUCAUUUGAAUUGUAUUUAUUUUGAUAAACAUGUAAAAUAUUUAUGGAAAA
Messenger RNA from Labrus bergylta (ballan wrasse), 904 nucleotides. The record is from RefSeq and is a predicted model, not a curated record. Lineage: Eukaryota; Metazoa; Chordata; Actinopteri; Labriformes; Labridae.